UUACUGCAUCUCAUUAUUUUUACUUAACAUAGUUAUUUCCAAAUAUUACUGAUUGUAUCUUAAAAUAUGUCAGAUAAUCUUUCAAAAUCGAAAUCAGAGGGAAAGACUGAAGCAGAGGGCUUAAGUUAUUUGUUUCGUAUAUCGGAUAUAGAUAUAGCAAUAAAUUCGGGAAGUGAUUUGACCCAACGCAUUCGAAAGGUUUUUGGCAUUCCUGAAAAAAUGACCGAAGCUAAGUUUGAGGUGUUGGUUAAGAAAAUAUGCAACUGUUGCCUGAAACACAUAAAAGAUUUGCACGAGCUGCAUAUAAAGAGAGGCAAAGCUUUGCAAAUGAUAAACGAAAUAAUUAUGAAAGCCCAGCCAAGUUACUUUCAGCCCCAUCACGUGGUUCAUCUUGUUUGGUCAAUGAUGAGUUGUAUCCACCAUUUCCAGUUGAGAUUUCGCACAGGGGCACUCACCAUAAUUACAAGAACUCGCAAGAAACAGGCAAUGGAAUGUAUGAAUUCUUACAGCGAACUGAUACGACUGUUUCCAAAAAGCACUCAUCGAGUCGUUUUAAACGCUUUAAUUAUAUUUUAUAAGGAAGGAAAGUUGUGGACAAUCGAAUUUCGUCUGACUGAGCUGAUUUGUGACCUUUUGUAUCUUUAUGACGAUAUUGAAGAGGCUUUAGAAGAUAUUUUAAGUACUGCUGAACAAACAUCGUUGACAUCAAACGUGGAAACCAGAAUGCUUAUAAAAGUCCUCUACGAGAUUUUGGGUUUAGUCAAAUGGAGUCACAUAUCUGAAAAUAUGAUUCGAAGGUUUCUAAUUAUAUUGAUAAAAAGUUUUAAUCCCAAACCAAAAUAUUUUUAUAAUUAUGGACCUAUGAAAAGCGGACUUACUAUUUGUAUUAGAAACAUUACCAAAAAUUUAAAUAACGAAGAUUUGAUGACAAUGUUAGUUAUCAUAAUAAAGACGAUAAGUCUUCAAGAGAUGGACGAUGAGACAACGCUAUGCUUGGGAAGCAUUGCCGAGUACGCAGCGUUGCGGUACGUAAGUACCACGUUCGUUCAAUCGUUCCCGGACGAUUUGAUAACAAACAUCUGGACCAUGCUGGAAUCUGAUAAUGCGAUUCAACAUCUCUUCGCCACAAGGAUUUUUCAGAAUCUGCUCGACAGGCAGAAUAACAAGAUGGAAUUCGAAAGGCCUAAAAUAUACUUUAAAGAUGCCCGUUAUAACAUCACUGUUGCCAGAUACAGUGCCAGAGACAAGACGUUUUAUAAAAAACACCGCUAUCAAAUUUUCAAGGUAUUGCUGCAAGGAUUAAAGCACCAUUAUACGAACAGGAUUAAUUUGGAAAAUAUUUAUGGAUUGAUGGCGGUUACUUGCGUAGAAAUACCUUGUUCAUAUGUCGCUUCGAGUAUGGUUUGCUUGGCCAUGAGCAUGCAAGAGUUUAUCUUGACCACUAACCAUGAGAACAUGGUUGCCUGCCAUCACGUACACGCUAUCGUAAUGUCCCUUAUGUCAUUGGUGUGCUACAUAUUCGGAGCAAAUGUGUUCUACAGUUAUGUAGCGCUCAUCAGCGAUAGAAGAUCAGAAUUGGCUCCCCACCUGAACCCACCGUUGAAAGCUGUUUAUAAGUACGCCCAGCAUCACAUUUUGUGGAACAAGCCGGAACUAUUUUUCGAGGACUGGGAGGCGCGGUACGGAUUGUGGAAAUGUUUCAGAAACAUAAGGCAGCACAAGAAGAACCGAACAGAGAAACUGGAGACUGGCAGUUGGUAGUCAAUUAAGAUAACCUUUGUUUUCGUUAUUCUUUCUU
Molecule: messenger RNA, 1798 nt
Organism: Sitophilus oryzae (rice weevil)
Lineage: Eukaryota; Metazoa; Arthropoda; Insecta; Coleoptera; Curculionidae
Exons: 9
Coding region: 67-1761 (564 amino acids)
Biological process (GO): protein localization to plasma membrane
Cellular component (GO): plasma membrane
Source: RefSeq, a predicted model, not a curated record